GUGCAAAAUCAACGACUUUUACCUAAAAAACUUCUUUGCGUUCUGAUGGCAACUUGUGACGUUUUGGCACGCUACUUCUUUGCCUCGUUGUGCUAAAAGACUUAUCGUUGGUUUCUCGAUAGAGAAGACUGUCCUUGAUGAAAUUUAUUUGACGGGCGAGUCCUCGGUCUUGGUGUUAUUGCGAAUCGAAUACAUCCCGAUCCGCAACCAUGUCGGCCACCGAAGAGAAACAACACAUACCGACGAACUCUCCCGAGAGUAACGGCAUCUUAGAGCCGCCACAGCCGCUAUUGACUUAUAAGCAACCAUUCGAGAGGAUAACUGAACCGACAAAACCAUUGGACGUCGUGUAUCGAUCACCAUCUCACGUGUCUGGUCCAGACGUACUAGGGCCAUCUUCAAUACGGCCGCCGACACCGCCGUCUAAUUCUGGACCCCACGAAGAAGCAGGAGAUGAAAUCUACGACCGCGUGUCGCCACACCGCAAGCAUGUCAUUGUGACCAUCCUUUCGUUUUGCGCUUUUCUAGCGCCGCUGUCAAGCACGAGUGUCCUCGCUGCUGUCCCCCAGGUGGCAGAGACAUAUCACACGACUGGGUCCAUCAUCAACGUGAGCAAUGCCGCGUAUAUGGCGCUGAUGGGUAUAUCGCCGGUGGUAUGGGGACCCAUGAGCCAGGUGUUUGGCAGGAGACCAGUAUGUUUGGCUAUUUCUUUUUUCCCCUUUGGAUGGAGGUCGCCUCUUAGUCGCGUAUCUCGUUGUCCGUUGGGGAACGACAGGGGGUAGCGUAGUUCGCAUGCUGAUUUUAUAUAGAUGACACAGUUAACCACGGUGUUGUUCUUCUUGCUGAGCAUAGCUACUGCUCUUGCUCCAAAUCUGGCAUCAUUCUUCA
Molecule: messenger RNA, 888 nt
Organism: Trichoderma harzianum CBS 226.95
Lineage: Eukaryota; Fungi; Ascomycota; Sordariomycetes; Hypocreales; Hypocreaceae
Exons: 1
Coding region: 210-782 (190 amino acids)
Biological process (GO): transmembrane transport
Molecular function (GO): transmembrane transporter activity
Source: RefSeq, a predicted model, not a curated record